AAAGCUCUUUUUUAUUAUUUUUUUAUAUAAUGCCAAUCUCACCGGAAGUCAAAACGCAAACGUCAUGGGCAAAAUAACUGUCAAGCGUGGGACCUUUUAUCGAACGCGCCAAACUUGACACAUUUUAAUUUCAUAGAAUAUUCUAGUAUAUAUAUGACCUGACAUACCGUAAUGCUGACUAAUUAGCUGUCUUUUUCUAUCUUGCCGAAUCUCCGUUAAAAUGUUCUUCUCUCUUGCAUGCAUUGUUUGUCUAUAUCGUACGCCUAUGUUUUAAUCAUUCUUUCAUCUCAACAAAUAAUUCCCUACGCAUUGUCCACUAACAUAGAUAGCAGUGGUUACUAACCACAUUUGCUUGUCCACUUAUUCACUUCAGUAUUCAAAAUAAAGGAGAAACCUUUAUAAGGGUUUGAGAUUUGGACCUGAAACGAAAUCAAUCCAAGCUGAUACGUUACUUGUAAACUUAAUGAUUCAUUUAAGGAAAAGUUAUAAUAAUGCUGCUGUCAUUGACAUACCAGAUUUUAUCCUUAUACAGAUUACAGUUAUGAAAUUAUUAUAUUAAAUAUGAUUUAGCGUCACUGAACAGCGCCCUAUUUGCAAAUGAGCUUUAAUAACUAAGAUUGGCGUGCUCAAACUAUCGAUAUAAUGAAGUUUUGUUUCUUAAUUCUUUACAUUUUUGUCUAUUUCAUUAAGUGUAUAGUUUGCCAAUCGGAGUGCUCUAAAUUUGAAACGUGUGGAGGUUGUAUAAGUUACGCAUAUGAAGCUUGCGUAUGGUGUCCAGCAAAAGAACAUUCAAACCGGAGAUGCCAGUCGUCAGUGUACCAUAACCUGCACAGCGGAUGGUGUAAUGAACCUGUAUACAACCCUGAUAAUACAAUGACAAUAAUAAAAGACGAAGAUUUUAGUGCAGGACUAGAAGGGGCAAAAGUAGUUCAAUUCAAACCACAAAAAGUUUACAUAAAAUCACGCCCAGGAUUCGACGUCAAAAUUGAUAUGUCUUACAAACCAGCAAAAGAUUAUCCAUUGAAUAUAUAUUUCCUUUUGGAUUCUUCUUAUACUAUGAAGGAGAAUCACGGUGUACUUUUAAGACAAGUGCAAAAAAUAUACAAGAAACUUAUAAACUUGACGAAUAAUGUGCGAUUUGGUCUUGGAAAUUUUUUGGAGAAACCAGCUUUACCAUUUGCAGACCCAAAACUAGGGCAAAAUGUUUAUGCAUUUGAACAUCGACUCUCAAUGACAAAUGACAUGGCCCAUUUUCAAAAAACUUUAAAUGCAACAAAAUUUUCUGCCAAUUAUGAUGUACCAGAAGCCGGUCUAGAUGCACUAAUGCAAGUGAUGGUGUGCAAAGAUAAAAUAGAUUGGGACGAUAAUGCCAGACGUAUUGUAAUAUUAUUUACUGAUGGUACGUACCACAGCGCUGGAGAUGGAAAACUUAUUGGUAUUUCUGAACGAAAUGACAUGCAGUGUCAUCUUGAAAAUAACACCUAUUCGAAAUCACUUAACUAUGACUACCCGUCACUAAGUUUAAUAAACAAAGUAGCUUCUGAAAAGAAUAUGAAAAUAAUUUUUGCGAUUGAUAAAAACGAAAAGUUGACUUAUAAAAGUUUAGCUAAAAGAAUAAAAGGAGCAAAAUAUGUUAAUCUGAAAUCUAAUAUUGUCAACAUAAUCAAAAGAGAAUACCUGAGUCUCCUUAGGGAUCUUAAAAUUCACGGUAACGUACCGCCCUUUAUUCAGUUAUUACUAGAACCGGACUGUACCAAGGAAAAGAGUUGUGAAGUAAAACAUGAAACAGCAGUAAAUAUAUCAGGAUCAAUAAAAAUACAAUCGUGCCCAGCAAAAGAUCAAAAAAAAUAUUUUAUGACGAUCGGUCCCGAUAUGCUUAGCGAAAAAAUGGAAGUAGAAAUUGAUGUGGAUUGUCAGUGUGACUGUGAAAAAGAUGGAAACAAUGAAAAAAACUCAAUUGAAUGUAGUGGAGCCGGAACCUAUAAGUGUGGCGUGUGUGCAUGUGACAUGAACAGAUUUGGAAGUAAAUGCCAAUGUGUUGGAGUAUCUUCUGAUUUAGAAAAUAUGGAUAAAUGCAAAGCAAAUUUACACGAUACAAGCUACUGCAGUGGUCGAGGAACUUGCAGAUGUGGAAAAUGUGAUGACUGUGAAAAGGGUUUCUCCGGAGACUUUUGCCAAUUCGACGACAAUGCAUGCCCCAGACCAGGUGGCGCUUUAUGUUCUGGCAAUGGCGUAUGUGAAUUUGGAAGAUGUACAUGCAAUCAGCAAUGGAAGGGUGAUGACUGCAGAUGUCCAGAUAAUGACAAAGCAUGCAUCGCACCAAUUUCUUCAGAGGUAUGUUCCGGUAAAGGCGAGUGUAUAUGUGGCCAGUGUGUUUGCAAAAAUUCAAAUGAAACGAAAAAGAAAUGUUCGGGAAGAUUUUGUGACGAUUGUGAUGAUAUGGUGGAGAAAAGAUGUGCAGAACUUGAAACUUUUGCGUACUGUAAUUACGUAUACACAAAAACAGAAUGUGAAAAACUAUAUAAUCAUACAGAUACUGGUGUCAGGCUUGAAAAUGAAACAGAAAUUGCUGAAACUGCCAAAAUCCAUAAAGUGAAAUGGUGUAAAAAACUUUUGGAUAAUGGAAACAGUUUAAUAUUCUUAUACUACUAUCCAAAGUCUACAGAGAUAUCUUCCUUAGAAGUAGUAGUUCAAAAAGAAUUAGAAGAAAAGCCAGAGGUUGAUCUUUGGGUUGCUGUUGGGUGUGCGAUCGGUAUAGUAUUAAUAGGCAUAUUAACAGUAAUUGCCUGGAAGUAUCUGAUUGACCUGCAUGAUGCAAGAGAGUAUAAAAAAUUCGAGCAAAAGUCUGCUGCUGAGGGUUAUGAAGUUGUAUGGAAUCCUCACUACAAUUCACCAUUUACGAACAUCACCAACCCGGCUUAUCCAGUCGACACGGUAGAUACCGAUUGCUCUAGACAGGAUGGCCAUCAAUAAAGACGAGUAAAACAACAUUUUGAAUAUUUAUUGAACUGAAAUUUACAAUGUAAUACGAACAUAAUUUAUAUAAAUAAUACAAAAUAUAAAAAAUAAAAACAA
Messenger RNA from Leptidea sinapis, 3075 nucleotides. RefSeq names its product integrin beta pat-3-like. The transcript has 8 exons. Lineage: Eukaryota; Metazoa; Arthropoda; Insecta; Lepidoptera; Pieridae. The record is from RefSeq and is a predicted model, not a curated record. The coding region runs from base 643 to 2973 and encodes 776 amino acids. Gene Ontology annotation, molecular function: integrin binding. Gene Ontology annotation, biological process: cell-matrix adhesion; integrin-mediated signaling pathway; cell migration. Gene Ontology annotation, cellular component: integrin complex; focal adhesion; cell surface.